Molecule: messenger RNA, 2199 nt
Organism: Strongyloides ratti
Lineage: Eukaryota; Metazoa; Nematoda; Chromadorea; Rhabditida; Strongyloididae
Product: Eukaryotic translation initiation factor 2-alpha kinase 1
Exons: 5
Coding region: 1-2199 (732 amino acids)
Biological process (GO): protein phosphorylation
Molecular function (GO): ATP binding; protein kinase activity; thiol oxidase activity
Source: RefSeq, a predicted model, not a curated record
AUGGAUCGUUUUCAAGAGUUGGGUCCUGAUGGUAAACCUUGUAAAGCAUGUAUUUCAACAGAAGAAUUAUUAAAGCAAGGAAUGAAAUUAAUUGAAAAGAAUAAAGAAAAGGAAGUAAAAGUAAGAAAUGACUGUCCACUUGAUAAAGAUGAACUAGGAAGAAGUACUUGGAAACUUUUACAUACUAUUUCAGUCUAUUAUCCUAAUAAUCCAACAGAAAAAAAUAAAAAUGAUGUAAAAAAGACAAUAGAAUCAUUGGCGGAAGUAUAUCCAUGUACUCAUUGUGCUGAAGAUUUUAGAAAAGAUAUUAAAGAAAAUCCAAUAAAAUUAGAAAAUAGAAAUGAAUUAGCUAGUUGGAUGUGUGAAGCACAUAACAGGGUUAAUGAAAAAAUAGAUGGUAUGAUGGUUGGAGUGAUGGGUCAUGUUUACAAUGAUUUACAUAAUAAAAUAUUAUUGUGGCCACCAUUGGCAAAAAAACUACAAGUUUCACGGGUGGCAGAUUUGGAAGUAAAUCAUAUUGACAAAAGUAAUAAUGGAUUAACUAUUAAACGUUUACAAUUAAUGGUAAUAACAUUAAUUAAUUGGAUAUCAAAAGCAGCUGAACCAUCAACUAGAGAAACGUGUAGAAACGUUUUAUGGAAAUUCGCUGUAGACCAUGAAAUGAUACCUAAUGAUCUUGACCAAAAUGGUACAACUAUUUUUGCUGAGCAAUUACAUAAAAAUAUUUUGAAAUAUAUUCAAGAUAAGUUAGGUGACAUAUCACGUUUUAAUAUAGCUAUUGAUCAUAAUAUUUCUGUUCAUUGUCCACAAAAUUUUUUAAAUAUGGGCCAGAGUAAGUAUGAAAGUGAUUUUCAGGAAUGUGAAUGCAUUGGUAAAGGUGGUUUUGGUAGUGUUCAUAGAGUUAAAAAUUAUGUUGAUGGAAGGUAUUAUGCUGUUAAGAAAGUAAUAUUAAAAAAUGAUGAUAAUGAUAGUGUAAAUGAAGCAUUGAAAGAAGUACAACAUUUAUCUAUACUUGAACACGGUGGUAUUGUUCGAUAUUAUCAUAGUUGGAUUGAUGUGGUACGUGUCAAAAGGAGAAAGCGCAGCAGCACGUGCAGGAGUACCACUGAAUGUAAAAUUGAAGAAAUAUCUACAGAAGAAGAAAAUGAGGAUGAUUCAGAUAAUUCAGAUGAUAGUAUAAAUAAUGAUGGAACCGAUAUUGUUUUCCAAGAUGAUGACUCAUCAGCAUCGUCUCAUUCUAGCAGUGGUAAAGGUUUUUUUAGACAACCUGAUAAUUCUCAAGAAAGUUUUACUAAUUUUUCAUCUCUAGAUAGUUCAUUUACUAGUGAUAGUAAGACAAAAUCUAAUGAUACUGAUAAAACAGAAAAUGAAGUAGUAAUUAAUAAUCAUGAUCCAUAUUAUAUAACAAGAUCGGCAUUAUUUAUUCAAAUGGAAUUAUUGACAACUAACUUGGAAGAUUUAUUAUUAAAUAAAGAAUUUAGAAAUUCUGUUGUAAGGAAAAGUUUUAAUAGAAAAGCAAUAUAUACACUUAUUUCUGCAUUAUCUUACAUCCAUGACAUGGGUAUUAUUCAUAGAGAUAUAAAAUCAGUAAAUAUUUUUAUUAAAAAAACAAAAGAUGAUUGGAAAAUAAAAUUGGGUGAUUUUGGUUUAUCUUGCCAAUCAUAUUUACAAGAUCAUGAUGAAAUAUUAUGUAAAGAUAAAUGUACAAAUGAUAUAAUUUCUAAUUUAAGAAUAUAUCAUACAAAAGGUAUAGGUUCAGUCAAUUAUGCUCCAGAUGAACAAAUGACAUCUAGAACAUAUGGUCCAGAAGUUGAUAUUUUUGCUUUAGGGAUGGUAUUUUAUGAACUGUUAAGUGACUUUUCAACACGUUCAGAAUGUUAUAAUGCUUUUUUACAAUUAAGAAGAACAGAAAAGUUACCAAUUGAUUUUUGUAAAAUAUAUCCUAAAAAAUCAAAAAUGAUUGAAAGUAUGGUUUGUAAAGAUCCAUUAAAUAGAAUAACAGCAAAAGAAUUAUUAGAAAAGUUAAAUCAAACUGUUAAUGUUGAAGCAUUCCACUUUGUUUUAAGUGAAAAUGAUACAUUGAAAAAACAUCUACAAGAUUUAAGUAAUGAAUUGAUGGAGGAAAAAAAUAAAAAUAAUGAAUUAGAAAGAAAAUUAAAAGAAAUGGAAAAAAAAAUUAAAUUAUUAGAAAAAAAGUAG